Messenger RNA from Paramuricea clavata, 6410 nucleotides. The record is from the annotation of a GenBank genome assembly. NCBI's taxonomy places the organism in Eukaryota, Metazoa, Cnidaria, Anthozoa, Malacalcyonacea, Plexauridae.
GUAGCAGCUGAAACGAUUUCCAACAUUCAAACUGUAGUGUCCUUGGGGCGCGAAGAAGAGUUUUUUGAACGAUUUAAGGCGUCACAAGUUGAACCAUUCCGGUAAGUGUAACGAGAAAUAGAUAAAGAGAACAAGAGGGCAUUCCACGUUGAUAAAUAAUUAAGAACAUAUUGAUAAAUAAUUAAGAAUUGAUAAAUAAUUAAAAAUUGAGCAAAUUAUAUAAGACAUAUAACUUCCAGGUUGAGAUAAAACCCCCCGCUAAUUCUCUUGAUUUUAGGAAAGCCAAAAGAUCGAGCCAUAUUGCUGGACUUGCCAAUGGAACUCUGAUGGGUGCCAUUAAUAUUAAUUUUGCAGUAGGAUUUCGCUAUGGUGGAUAUCUUAUCACGGAAGACGAAAUCACAGUCAAAGAUAUGAUGCAGUAAGUUGGUAAAACGUAGCCUGGAGCUAGAAAAAAGCAGGGUGGGGGGCGAAGCAAAGCUAAGCAAUUUUGACUGUUAAUUUCAAGCACUAUCGUCAGUUUUGUUGUUGCACGAAAUGUGUUAGAUACUGCCAGCACUUAUGUAGUUGGGUCCAACGCCGAGCUUUUCCAAGCAUUUUUUAUAUUGAUUUCUUUAUUCUUACUAUACUGUGGCAUUUUCUGCAUUUUGGGUAAGCCAUUUACAUUUAUAAUAGAGUUUUCAUUAUUUUGAAUUAUUUAACACAUAACUAUUAAUUCCAUUGCAAAACAAUCCAAAACACUUAUAACAUAUAGCGGCUAGAUAAAUGUAAUUUACAGUAGAGUACCCUGGGUUCCAGAGGUUUCGGAGAGUGUUCUAUAUGAAGGGUCUGGUUCGAACGAGGCAAUUCUUUGAUCGAACCGCGCCAAUUAGCGAAUGACAAACCAACAAAAUUAGCGAUUUUAGUUUUGAUGGAGGUUGAUGGAGGUUUCAAGAAUGAUUGACGGAGGUUUUAUAGAGGUUUUGAUUGAUGGAGGUUGAUGGAGGUUUUAAAACAUGAGCAGCAGUGUUUUAUCAGAUAUAGGCCUAAAGAUACGAGGCGAAACCGAAUACUUCAGGUCUGAUAAAACACGCACUGCGAAUGUUUUAAAUUGUUUCAAAAAAGAACGAUCUUACUUAGUAUAAGUUCAUUGGCAAAGUAAUUUUCGAACUAAUUUUCAAAAAAUACGUUGUGUAAGUCGAGAAAAUCAAAAUUAAAGUUUAUGUAAAUCAAGGGAAAUCUCUAUUACAUCAUAAUGAGUUUUUGAAGGAGGUUUUAAGAAUGAUUGAUGGAGGUUUUAUAGGAGGUUGAUGGAGGUUUUAUAGAAUCUGAUUGAUGGAGGGAUGGACAACUGAUUGAUGGAGGUUUUAAGAUCGUGACCAGUUCCCAUAGAAACUAUAAAAACGCCAGACUGGUCUCUGUGGACGCGUUAUAUUUUCCCGUAACUGUAAAAACGCGGGAAACGCCGGAGUUUUUUAGGCCAUGAUUUUAAAUUUCGUUUAAAUUGGCCUCAAAAAACACAGAAAAUAUCGACGAAAAUGUUCCCAAUACUGAAGGCGAAAUCGUUCCCAAUAAAACUGAAAAUAUCAAAGGAAAAGGGAAAAGGAAAUGGUCCAACUCAGAAAUUGGGGAGUUUGAAGAAAAAACCUGUCUUUGGGAUGUCUUUUCAAAAGACUACCACAACAUUGAAGGAAUUAUCGGUACGUAAAAAUUGCUGAACGUAUUCAUAAUAAACUUUCGGUGUACCAUGGAAAGAUACUUAGUUUCAAAACACAUGUUUGAGAGCUACUUUUGCUCAAAAGUUGAAGAAGAAAAUCCCAAUGGAAAUCAGGACCAGGAACCAACGAAGACUUUACAUCGAAAUUGAUUUUUUGGGAACAGCUACAAUUCCUUGUACCUACCAUGGAAGCAAGGCAACGUCGAUAAAGACAGUAAUAAGGACAAGCUUACAGAACCCGUUUGUACUAAUGCAAUGAACCGAAAACGUCAUAUUUGCAACUUUGCAACAUUACAGAAUUACUUAACCGCACGAGGAGGAGGAGAAGGAGAACGUAAAAUUACAAAGCGGUCAGUUCGGUUGGUCUUAGCAUGUAACGACAAACACUAUACGAAUAUGACAUCCCUAUUUCAUAAAUGACAAUUUUUCUGAGAAAAUAUUUAACAACAUAAAAUAAUUAUUCUUCAAGGUUUUAUAAUAUUUUUUUUUUCAAACAGGGCUGUGAUGACAAUCAUGACUUGUGCUGUUAUUGUUGGCCAAUUGUUUUCUAUGACACCGGAUUAUACAGAAGCAAUGGAAGCCACCAACAAAGUGUUUUCUUUCUUAGAAAAGACGCCUAACAUUGACAGUUACUCUGACAGAGGGGUACACCCGGUAAGUUCAUAUUCCUUAUUACUAUAGGUAUACUCUUUUAUAGUCAGAGUAACUAGUAUUGAAUAUUCAGAUUUUUGAUUGGUUGCGAUAAAAGUGCCGCUUACAUGAUGUACGUGUAUCGUUGUUGGUUAUCCAAAUGGCCAGAUACUGACAUUUUUCCAUGUAAAUGCUGAGAAAAAUGCAUAUGCUGAAUUCCGUGACCUUUUCAGUUGUUUUCAUAUUAUUUUGUCAUUUCAGUUGGUUUCAAUCUUUCUAUACUAUCACAAUUUUUGUGCGCUCAACGAAUAUAUGCUUGUAAUUAGCACGCCUUCGGCGACUAAUUAUUGAUAAACCAUUUCAACUUUACCCAAAAAUUAAUGAAAUUAAUAUGUGAAUAGGGGAGAAUUUUAGUCAGAAAAUGAAAGAUUUUCUUUAUGAUUAUACUACAUUAAAAAUAUACAUGAGAAUUGAUUCUGACUGGCUAAGAGCAGGAUGAAUUUCAUCGAGAUGUUUUGGUAUAGGCUGACAACUUUAAGCACAGCCUAAAGUCUCUUCGGUUUUAUAGCAAUAUUAAACCAGGUUUCAUGAGCUUUAUUCUUCGGCCUUUCAUAAUUUCAAUCCUGAGAUUUUAAAAUAUUUGCGAUGUUUUUCAGUAACAUGGCACUACCUUCGUGAUUUAGAUGUUAAAGCCCCAAGGUUUAAAUGUAACGGGAGAUGUUGGGGUGCGUAUCAAUUUUCUUGCUCUUGUAGUUAUCGAAAACCUGGAAAGUUGGCUUUAAAAAAUCACCCUUGUCAUCGACAGUCGCACCAUGGCAACAGUCGCUGACCAGUUUUGACUGACACGUUCUGUUCUGCGUUUAAUAUAGUUCCCAGCCCUUCAUGCAUAUUUUUCUAUCAUUGGAAUUUUUUUUCAAAAUCCUUACUAAGGAAAUAGUACGGAUCCUAGUUGAAAAUAGUAUGGAAAUCCAAUUUUCAUGCUAAUUUUAAUUUUCAUACUAUGGAUAUAGUAUGGAAAUACAAUAUAUAGCUAGUAUGGAUAUGCUAUGUCUAUGGAUUUAAUGAUGCAAUCGCAAGUUCCAUAGCAUGAAUUUCACGAUUUUUCCAUUGUAUAAUAAUACUAAGACACUAAUAUCUAUUUGUAUAAAAUCUUUCAGAGUUCUUGCAGAGGGGAAAUUCGAAUCGCGAACGUUCGCUUUAGAUAUCCUACGCGACGUAAUGCGAAAGUAUUACGCAACCUAAACUUUAAUGUGCAACCAGGACAAACUGUUGCUCUGGUUGGAACAAGUGGAUGCGGUAAAAGUACCUCUGUUUCGUUGGUUGAACGGUUUUAUGAUGCGAGGAGCGGAAGCGUGGUAAGAAUGUUGAAUAAUGUUUAAAUACACUUUUUGGCGUACCUCACAAUUAUAGUUUCAUAUUUAUAUUCCAGUUUUUUCAGUUAGCUCCGUGAGCUAUAUAGCAACAAAUGACAAAAACAUCAGUGUAUAGGAGUAAGUUUCCCUAAUUACCCAAUUGCAUAUGAACAGUUACAGUAUUAACAAUUUCAUGGAGAACCCAAUUGUUUUCUAGCGAGUUUUCUUAGCUAUAGUAUGACUUGGGCUGAUUUCAAAUAUACAAAGUUUAUUGAAGAAAUGAAAUUAAAUUUUAUGAACAUAUUUCGAAACGUUUCCGCUCAAAGAUGUUAUCUAAUAGUGAUAUGCUUAUAUUCCGUCAUUGUGUUGUGUACGUUUAGAUGAUAGAUGGCCAUGAUGUCAAGGAGUUGAAUUUAAAAUAGCUCAGGAGUCAAAUAGGAAUUGUUUCUCAGGAACCAGUUCUAUUUGACUUGUCUAUAAGAGACAACAUCGCGUAUGGUGACACAUCAAGAACUAUUAGUGAUAGCGAAAUUGAAGCAGCGGCACGAUCUGCCAAUAUUCACGAUUUCAUUUCAACACUGCCAAAGGUAGGGAUAUACGUUCUUAGUUUCCAGUCUGUGAUUACUUUGCCACUCAGAAACAAGCAAUAGACACAAGCAUUUUCCAAUUACGCCGUCUAAUUGCCAAGAAUGAUGACACCAAGUCGAGGGUUAGUUAGUGCUAUAAUUUACUACAAGAACGUUACAAUUUAGGACGAAGCUUCGUUCUCAGGCCUUUAUCUUAAUACGAACGGCACGUUUGACACAGAAUGGCACGUUUCCUUGUCAUGUGCCUCAAUAAUGUAAAACCUGUGAGUUCAUAGAUUCCUCUACUACCAUUUCGGCACCUAAAUCUAAGUACCAUAUCAAUUAAGCACCAAUUCACGUGCAUCUCCUCCCAUCUUACCUACUGCAUCUCGUGCAGUAAAUGUGGCUUGCUUUAUAUCGGGGAAACUGGUAGACGUUUGAGGACAAGGUUUGGUGAACAUCGACGUGCUAUCAUUAGUAAUGAUGCUAACCAACCUGUUGCCAGACAUUUUAAUAGUGGUAAUCACAGUGUUUCAGAUAUGGAAAUUCGAGUCCUCUGUCCCAUUUCUGGUAGCAACGAUAGCCUACAUGUCCACCCCUAUGGUAUAAACGAAUGUUUUUCUUACGUUUCCCUAUAUCUGUCCUUGCCUGACUUUAAUUCUCACCUUAUUGAUCCUUACUUGUUUUAAUAUUCCUUAUUUUUUUUAAUUAUCCCGGAGCUUUCUUUCCUUUUCCUUGGUAAGGGACCGUUCAUUAUUUACACCCGGGGUUGGUACCGAAGAGAUAUGGGUUGGGUAAUCAAGUUUUUGACUAGCUCAUGGGUUGGGUAAAAAAAUUUGUGGCUGUCUGUCAGCUAUAAAAUAAAACCGAAAUUACCAUGCAUUGGAAAAUAUGAAGAAAAAUGUGCACAAUACAUUCUGUACCAAAGUAGACUAUCAGUGAUUGAGGAAGGACUCUAUUAUUGAUCAGCAGGAACGUGGUUCCAUUGGCACACUCAGUGAGUUUGAGUCUGAGUGAGCUUUUAAAAUUUAGGCAACUUGAUUUCUGUCACCAUAUAAUCUUGUGUGUUUAAUUAUUAAGUACAGUAACACAUGGGUUGGGUAAACAUUAUUUUGACCAAUGUUGAGGUUGGGUAAAUAAAAAAAUUACAGUGUUUUUCGCUUCUCUUCGGUACCAACCCCAGGUAUAAAUAAUGAACGGUCCCUAAUAUAUUCUGUAAUGUGAUUUACAUGUUUUGUUCACACUUCGUUUUGAUCAAAUCCAUCUGAUUGGUUUAUUUUUGUCACGUGGUCACUUUACACUCGCUAGUAUAAAAGCACAUUUAUUUUCCUGAUCCAUGCUAAUUUCCCAUAUGAUCCAUACUAACUUCCCGACGUAUUUAGUAAAAUUCUUGUUCAGGGGAUUUUUGUAUUUUUAACUACAUUUUCAGGGAUUUUGGAAUUCUUUGCAAAUUUCUUUAGCGAUUUGUCAAUUCUUUUUGGUAGCAUUUUGGAAUAAUUAUUUUUAAAGAAAUUUUGGGAAUUUUUUCAUGCGACUAUUUUAUGAGCAAUAUUUCCCUACAUCUGAAACAUGACAAUUCAUUUAUAUUUUUGUUGCUAUCAGAAAUACGAUACUCAAGUUGGAGACAGAGGCACUUUGAUAUCUGGUGGACAGAAACAACGGAUUGCUAUUGCCCGAGCAUUGAUACGAGAUCCAAAAAUUCUUCUUCUGGACGAAGCAACUUCCGCUUUAGAUACAGAAAGUGAAAAGGUAAACAAUAUGUUGUCCAAUAUCAUGCAGUUAAGAAAGUUGGUUCAGGUUGUUAGAACCAUUGUUAGAUUCUUCAUGCAACGUCUUAAAAUGAUUCCACGCUUUGCAUGUGGUAUAUAAGGAACAAGAUUUCGAGGAAUAUGAUUUUCCGUUCUUGGUUUACCAGCACGAAUUAGACCGUUUCUCUAUAGGAUUUUCUACACCUAUUCUGUGUUUUAGGUUGUUCAACAAGCCUUAGAUAAAGCAAGUAUUGGUCGAACAACGCUUGUGAUUGCCCAUCGUCUGUCAACUAUUCAACAUGCAGAUGCUAUCAUUGUUAUCAAGAAAGGGAAAGUGAUCGAACGAGGUACUCACGAGGAGUUACUGGCUUUAAAGGGAAUAUAUUACGCUUUGAAUCGUGCGCAAUCGUCAUCCUCUUAA